AUGGGUAGGCGCAUGCCAGCCAGCACCAAAUCUUCAAAACCACUCAAGGCAAAUCGCCCUCAUCCCUAUACCCCAUAUCCUACUCCAGCAUCUUCUGCUCUUCCCAUGCAGCCUCAGCAACGAACCUUUGAUCCGCAUCAGGACUUCCACCUUCCGUAUCCUCGUCCUUCUCGGUCCUCAACUUCACAUUUACAACAAAACCAGGCACCUCUCCCAAGAUCACCGAACACAUACAGAGCACAUUCCAUGUCUGAUAUCCGCGAGACUUCUGGCUACUACUACGAGGCCGAGCAACGGAGGAGAAUUCAGCUAGACCUAGAGAGGAUGCGGAUCGAGGCUUACGGAUUAGCGGCCGCAAGGUCUUCAUCCUCCUCCUCUAGAGCACACCCACAGCCUAUCGUCAGAGCUCCGUCUACAAGGGGCACGUACAACUCGACAUUAGCACGAAGUGCCUCCACACCUCGCGUAGUAUCAAAUUCUUAUGAUGGACAUGCGAGACAGAACAGUCCCCACGAGCGAGCCAUGUCCAUGAUCCGCGAAUCCUCCGGCACGCAUCUGUAGUGAUAUGCUGGAUCUAGCUUGGUCUUAGUCUUGUCUUUUACAUUACCAUAGUCAUGUAAUACACC
Messenger RNA from Gamsiella multidivaricata, 626 nucleotides. RefSeq lists its product as uncharacterized. The record is from RefSeq and is a predicted model, not a curated record. The transcript is spliced from 2 exons. Bases 1 to 561 code for a protein of 186 amino acids. NCBI's taxonomy places the organism in Eukaryota, Fungi, Mortierellomycota, Mortierellomycetes, Mortierellales, Mortierellaceae.